UAGGGGGAUAUAAUCCGAGAAACUGGCAACCCUAUGUGCGCGAAUUGGAGUCAGGCAACAAGAAACAAGCUUUUUAGUAAAAACAGCCCGUACUUAGAUUCCUCGCAACGUCUGUCUCGUUAUUUACUAACUCUCUUUCAGUCUGAGCAGGACAGGAUGCCUGCUAAAGCUGCUGACCCGUUCAAGCCUGGAGAUCUUGUCUUCGCCAAGAUGAGAGGCUUCCCUUACUGGCCAGCCAGGAUAUGCAAGGCUCAAGAAGGGCCCAAAAAGAAGAUUCCUGUGUUUUUCUUUGGAACCCACCAGACUGCCGCCCUGCCCCUGGUCAACAUUGUGCCCUACCAGGGCAACAAGGCCAGGCUUGGCCAGGGCGGGAGGAUCCGAGGGUUCACUGAGGGCAUGUGGGAGAUCGAGCACAAGCCUGGAGUGGGCAGCAAGACCAAGGGUCCAGCAGCUGGAGGGGUGAAGAGGAAGAGAGAGGAGGAGGAGAAGGACAAGAAGAAGAAGAAGAAGAAGAAGGAGGAGGAGGAGCGUGACCCGGAGGAGGGGAGGACAGGAGACAAACAGGCCUGCUCAGUGGAGGAGGGGAGGACAGGAGACAAACAGGCCUGCUCAGUGGAGGAGGGGAAGACAGGAGACAAACAGGCCUGCUCAGUGGAGAAGGGAGGAGGUGAGGAAGAGAAGAGGAGGAGCAGCCUGGUGGAUGAGGAGAGGAAGCAGCGUCUAGCAGAGAGGAGGAAGAGUGUGUUGAGAUCUCUUCAGGGUCUCCUGACUGCUGGCAAGACCUCCAGGAGGGACUCUAGAACACACACAGUCCAGACCAACUCUCAGAGGAACAGCCCAGCUGGGAGGAACGCAACAGUCAACAAACCAGGCAGAAAGAAGCUUGCUGUUCAGGAACCAGACAGCAAGAAAACAGACAGCAAGAAGCUGAAUGUUAAGAAACCAGUUGACAAAAAAAUCGAUUUGAAGAAAGCAGUCAGUAAGAAAACAAAUGCUAAGACUGAAACAGUCAGCAAGAAAACAGAAAUGGACAGUAAAAAAACUAUUUUAAAAGCAGGCAGAAAGGAGGUGAAAGGCAAGGAGACUGCAGCAGCCAGUAAGAAAACAGAUAACAAGGAGACUUCAGCAGCCAGUAAGAAAACAGAUAAUAAGGAGACUGCAGCAGCCAGUAAGAAAACAGAUAGCAAGGAGACUGCAGCAGCCAGUAAGAAAACAGAUAACAAGGAGACUUCAGCAGCCAGUAAGAAAACAGAUAAUAAGGAGACUGCAGCAGCCAGUAAGAAAACGGAUAACAAGGAGACUGCAGCAGCCAGUAAGAAAACAGAUAGCAAGGAGACUUCAGCAGCCAGUAAGAAAACGGAUAACAAGGAGACUGCUGCAGCCAGUAAGAAAACAGAUAGCAAGGAGACUGCAGCAGCCAGUAAGAAAACAGAUAACAAGGAGACUGCAGCAGCCAGUAAGAAAACGGAUAGCAAGGAGACUGCAGUAGCCAGUAAGAAAACGGAUAACAAGGAGACUUCAGCAGCCAGUAAGAAAACGGAUAGCAAGGAGACUGCAGCAGCCAGUAAGAAAACGGAUAAUAAGGAGACUGCAGCAGCCAGUAAGAAAACGGAUAGCAAGGAGACUUCAGCAGCCAGUAAGAAAACGGAUAGCAAGGAGACUGCAGCAGCCAGUAAGAAAACGGAUAGCAAGGAUACUUCAGCAGCCAGUAAGAAAACGGAUAGCAAGGAGACUGCAGUAGCCAGUAAGAAAACGGAUAAUGAGACUGCAGCAGCCAGUAAGAAAACGGAUAGCAAGGAGACUUCAGCAGCCAGUAAGAAAACAGCCGGUAAACCCGUAGAGGAGGAGAGGUUGGAGGAUCGGAGAGCAGCCAAGACUGAAGAGAGAGAACCCAACCAGGCAGAGGAGGGGAGGAGUGAGGAGGAAAGGUUGUCCGAGAAGAGGGCAAUCAAGGGCUCACAGUCACCUCGGCCCAGUGUGUGUGUGCAGGCUCCACCCAGACUGACAGCUGUAGACUCCACUCUGCACCGACUGCAUGGAGACAUCAGGAUCUCUCUGAAGACAGACAACCCUGACAUCAGGAGGUGUGUUCUGGCUCUGAACCAGCUCAGCAUGCUGUACGUCACCUCUCAGCACGUCCAGAGACACAGCGAACUCAUCUCCACGCUACGCAAGAUGCGUCGUUUCCGUGGCAGCCAGGCCGUGAUGGACAAGUCGUCGAUGCUCUACCAUCGCUUCAAGAACGCCUUCCUGCUGGGGGAGAAACAUGAGCCUCUGCCGGCAGCUCUUCUGUCCUCCCUGCGGCUGGAGAGGGAGAGAGAGAGAGAGAGGGAUGUUACUGCUGCUGUGGAAGGCCUGGGGCCUUUUCCAUGA
Messenger RNA from Osmerus eperlanus (European smelt), 2373 nucleotides. RefSeq names its product PC4 and SFRS1-interacting protein-like. Lineage: Eukaryota; Metazoa; Chordata; Actinopteri; Osmeriformes; Osmeridae. The record is from RefSeq and is a predicted model, not a curated record. The coding region runs from base 34 to 2373 and encodes 779 amino acids. The transcript is spliced from 11 exons.